UUCUUACUGAUUUUUUUCUCUUUUAUUUUCCUGAUUCGUGGUGUUGCGGUUUAUCCUUCCCUUUUGUCGCCGGCUUCCUGGAGCCUGACUGCGGUACCCGGCUGGUCGGAAAAAAACCCCAAAAAAUCCAAACCCAACAAAACAGAGACAGGAGGAACUCAACGCUUUUUGUUUUUCCUCGCCCGGCUUUUUAUGAAUAUUUACAGCGUUUGUUCGGGUUUUUAACGCGCUUCUUCUAAACUGAAGGGGUAUUUGUUUUGUUUUUUAAAGGAACUUGCAAAAUUCCAAUUUAGAAAACUCUUGUAAAUUAACGCUAAAGGACUAUUUCCCUGUUUUAUAAGGAACUUGCAGGGUUCUGAUUUAGAAAGUUCAAGUGACCCGUUUGUGCUGUCCUCUACUGACGGAAGCAAUGUCUUCGUGCUUGUAGAGGCGUCAUGACACACAGCAGCAUCAUGGUGGACGUAGGCAAGUGGCCGAUAUUUACCUUACUUUCCCCCCAAGAAAUCGCUUCCAUUCGGAAAGCGUGUGUGUUCGGGACGUCGGCCAACGAAGCCAUUUACAUCACGCACAACGACGAGGUAUUUGUUUUUGGACUGAAUUGCAGUAAUUGUUUGGGAACUGGAGAUAAUCAGAGCACAAUAGUACCAAAGAAAUUGGAAGCCUUAUGUGGAAAGAAGAUCUCCAGUCUCAGUUAUGGAAGUGGACCCCAUGUUGUUCUAUGUACUGAAGAUGGUGAAGUGUAUGCCUGGGGACAUAAUGGUUACAGCCAGCUUGGAAAUGGCACAACCAAUCAGGGCAUUACUCCUGUUCAAGUUUGCACAAAUCUGUUAAUAAAGAAAGUGGUGGAAGUAGCUUGUGGCUCUCAUCAUUCCAUGGCACUCUCAUUGGAUGGGGAUCUGUAUGCUUGGGGCUACAAUAACUGCGGUCAAGUUGGAUCUGGAUCUACAGCCAACCAGCCAACUCCUCGCAGAGUUUCCAACUGCUUGCAGGGUAAAAUUGUAGUUGGCAUCGCUUGUGGCCAGACCUCCUCCAUGGCUGUAGUAAACAAUGGUGAGGUUUAUGGCUGGGGUUACAAUGGCAAUGGCCAGCUCGGCCUGGGGAACAACGGGAACCAGCUGACACCGUGCAGAGUGGCAGCCCUGCACAGCGUCUGUGUGCUCCAGAUUGCCUGUGGCUAUGCGCACACUCUAGCACUAACAGAUGAGGGCUUGCUCUAUGCCUGGGGAGCUAACACUUACGGGCAGCUGGGGACUGGCAAUAAAAGUAACCAGCUCAGCCCUGUGCAGAUCAUGAUGGAAAAAGAAAGGGUGGUGGAGAUCGCCGCCUGCCACUCGGCGCACACGUCGGCGGCCAAGACGCAGAGUGGCCAGGUGUACAUGUGGGGCCAGUGCCGGGGGCAGUCCGUGACCUUCCCCCACCUCACCCACUUUGCCUGCACUGACGAUGUGUUCGCCUGCUUCGCCACCCCGGCUGUCAUGUGGCGCCUGCUCUCCGUAGAACAUGAAGACUUUUUAACAGUGGCGGAGUCUCUGAAGAAAGAGUUUGACAGCCCUGAAACCUCAGACCUGAAGUUCCGUGUGGAUGGAAAGUACAUCCAUGUCCACAAAGCUGUUCUGAAAAUCAGGUGUGAACACUUCAGAACCAUGUUCCAGUCAUACUGGAAUGAGGAUAUGAAGGAGGUGAUAGAAAUAGACCAGUUUUCCUACCCUGUGUAUCGUGCCUUUCUCGAAUACCUGUACACGGACAGCGUUGACCUCCCGCCUGAAGAUGCAAUAGGACUCUUGGAUUUGGCUACUUCAUACUGUGAAAACAGACUGAAAAAACUGUGUCAGCACAUUAUCAAGAGAGGAAUUACUGUGGAAAAUGCAUUUUCAUUGCUCUCUGCUGCUGUCAGAUAUGAUGCAGAGGACUUAGAGGAAUUCUGCUUUAAGUUUUGUGUCAAUCAUUUGACAGAAGUGACACAAACUACAGCAUUUUGGCAAAUGGAUGGUCCUCUGCUAAAGGAAUUUAUUGCUAAAGCCAGUAAAUGUGGAGCCUUUAAGAACUGAAAAAAUGAGGCCGUAAGUCAAGGUGUUUGUGGGGUUCUUUUUCCAGCUACAACGUAACUGUGUGGGUCCAGGCAAGUGUUAUGUGGUCUAUUCCACCACAGAACCUGAAAGGCCACGGUGAAAACAAAUGUUUUCAGUGCUCAAGAGCGAACUGUUGUAAAAAUGUCAAGCAAAAUACUCACUUGCAUUUAACAAACCUGGCUGGUGGAUCCAGCUCAAGAUUUCAGGCAAAGAGGAAGCGCCGCAGUGUGCAAAGGAUUCCUGCCGGUGUUCUGGACUUGCUUUUCCAGCCUAGGAAAUCUCCCUCCUAGCACCGCCUGUUCCUAUUUCCAAUUUACUGUUUGGGGUUGGAGAACAGUCUGACCCGAGCCACUGAAUGAUGUCACUUAAAUCAUUAACUCCCUGGGAUUAUAGAGAAGCAAAUGGCAUGGUUAUCUCUUGCUGCAUUUGCAUGAUUGUGAACGAAUCGGCCAUUUGCUGUGUGUAAUUAACCAAGUGUAUCCAGUGCUUCAAGUGUGCAAAAAUAACGUAUCUUCAAAGCCUACGCAAGUGACUUCAAAGAAAGGAGUUACUAGGAAAACUAAUUUGAAGUAAAUCUCUAUAUUUGGGUAUAUUUUCAUAUAAGUUGUAAUGUGUUCUUUGUGGAAUCUGUCCAAGCAAUAUUUAUAAUGCUUAAUGGAAAUAUUUCCACUCUUCAGUGACUUCAGAUUAUGUUGGUUCCCUCAGAGGGGGAAGGGAAAGCUGGGUGGGAUUUUGCUUUUAAUUAUUGUCUAAAUUUAAACUACAUGUAAUAAAAUUCACUUUUUUGUACCUCUUCACAAGCAAA
Molecule: messenger RNA, 2874 nt
Organism: Motacilla alba alba
Lineage: Eukaryota; Metazoa; Chordata; Aves; Passeriformes; Motacillidae
Gene: RCBTB1
Product: RCC1 and BTB domain containing protein 1
Exons: 12
Coding region: 435-2048 (537 amino acids)
Molecular function (GO): protein binding
Source: RefSeq, a predicted model, not a curated record